Jatropha curcas is the source of this 774-nucleotide messenger RNA. RefSeq names its product protein FATTY ACID EXPORT 5. The record is from RefSeq and is a predicted model, not a curated record. NCBI's taxonomy places the organism in Eukaryota, Viridiplantae, Streptophyta, Magnoliopsida, Malpighiales, Euphorbiaceae. Gene Ontology annotation, cellular component: chloroplast inner membrane. Gene Ontology annotation, biological process: fatty acid transport. Gene Ontology annotation, molecular function: fatty acid transmembrane transporter activity.
AGUUGACCAACGGAAUUCCACGCGCCACCACUGUAGAGCUGAGAAAGCUUCGUCCUUUAAAAUUCCUUCGCAGAAACCCAAUAAGUAGAGAAGUUUUUUUUUGUUUGAUCUGUAGAACCCAAUUCUACUUUUCCAAAUCAGAGAGAGAGAGAGAAGAAGUGCAAACAAAGGAAGAAAAAUGCACGAUUUCUGCUUCACGAUCCCGUACGGGCUAAUUCUGGUGGCAGGAGGAGUCAUUGGCUAUUUGAAGAAAGGGAGCAUGGCAUCAUUAGCUGGGGGAGUGGGCACUGGAUUGCUUCUUAUCUUGGCUGGGUAUUUGAGUCUCAAGGCUUUUGAGAAGAGAAAGAACUCAUAUUUCGCUUUGGCCAUCGAAACCGUUUGUGCGGCAGUACUGACAUUUGUGAUGGGACAGCGUUACAUGCAAACGUCGAAGAUUAUGCCUGCUGGUAUUAUUGCUGUGAUAAGUUCUCUCAUGACUUUGUUUUAUGUGUACAAAAUUGCAACUGGCGGCAACCACAUUCCAUCCAAGGCUGAGUGAUAUAGCAUUGAGGAAUUGCAUACCACUAAUUUCACAAGAUCAAAUGUAUUGAAACACAGAAAUUCAGAUGUUUGUAUUUGGAAAAUUUUAAUUCCUUGAACAAAUUUGUACCAACAUUUAUGUCCUUACUAGUUUUGUGUAUGGAACCAACACUACAUUGUUUGUCUCCCUGAAAGUAAAUGACAGUGGAAAUCUGAUCUUUCCUGGGUUUUAUAACCCACAUUAUGCUCAAAAAA